AUAUUGUUAAACACCCAUUGACACAAAUGACUGUUGGGUGCUUUGACUUUGGUGUGAAAUUUAAUCACCUUGAUAUUUAAAGUGGUAUGGGUUCGAUUUCUAGUAGUAACUCACUUUUUUUUCUUAAAGAAAGUGAGCAUCCACAACCUUUAAAUUCCGAAUCCGCCCCUGCUUCUCGCCAACAAAAUUAAACCAGAAAAAAGGUAGUACUAUAUAAUAUGGUAAUUAUAGCUCAUACCAAGGGUAUAAAAGUAAUUUGAUGUAACAAAGUGAAAUUGAUUCUUGGCUUUUCUAUUCAUCAUGAACCUACUUUAGCUUCCCUACUUUUUCUAUAUAAUCAUUCACUUGGCUUCUCUUUCUUUCCCCCCCUUUCUCUCCUCCCCCCUUAUCACUCCAAAGUACUUCUUUGCUAAGGUUCUUGAUAUUUUCUUUAGACCAAAAAAAAAAAAAUAUUAUGGAGAAGAAAAUGGCUAAUUUUGCUAGUAGAAACAUGAAGAAAAGUCCUUCUAUAUUGGCUAUGGAAGAAUUUUAUGGACAAGAUGCAAAAAAUAGUGAUGGUUUUGGAGCAAGUGAUCAUCAUCAUCAACAACAAAGUACCAAUAAUAAUAAUAACAUUAAUCAUCAUGACAACAACAACAAUAACAACAACAAUGGUCAUCAUCAUGCUCAACUUUUUGGUGAUAUUUGUUCUAUUGAUCCCUCAUUUACUAUGAGAAAUCAGGACAUAUUAAAUGGUUUCUCAAAUUGUGGAAUGACAGAAAGGCCCCUUUGGUCUCCAAAUAUUACUCCCAAGCAAUCCAGUAUAUCUGUUACUGUGGAUUCACAAUCUUCAAUAUGUGCUGGGAGUCCAACACCAACUAUAAUAAUGACACCCAAAGCAAGAGAUAAUCAAACAAUGGGAGCAAAUAGUGGGUCCUACCAAUCAGAUGAUGAUGACGUGGAUGGUGAAGUGGGUCCCUGUGAACAAAGCACUGACCCUUUGGACAUUAAACGUAUAAGAAGGCAAGCCUCUAAUAGGGAGUCUGCAAGGCGAUCGAGAAGAAGAAAGCAAGCACAUAUGGCUGAUCUCGAAAAUCAGGUUGAUCAAUUUAGAGGUGAAAAUGAAUCAUUGUUCAAGCAAUUAGCAGAUGCUACACAACAAUACAAAGAUGCUUUGACAAAUAAUAGAGUGCUCAAAUCAGAUGUGGAAGCAUUAAGAGCCAAAGUGAAGUUGGCUGAGGACAUGGUAGCUAGAGGUUCAUUAACCUCAAGUUUAAGUCAUCUACUCCAAAAUUACUUGAACACUCCUCAAUCACUUGGUACCACCACCACCACCAACAAUAAUAAUACAAUGUGUCGUCUGGAUAACGUAUCUCCAACCAUCACUGUCCCAGGAGAAGACUCAUGGGGUGUAAUUUCAAGCCAAAAUGUGAUGAUCGGAGUCGAUAAUAAUAAUGUUAAUGCAUUCAAUCAAAAUGGAGCAAUGAGUGAUACAGUAAGUUGUGUUUCAGAUGUUUGGUCCUGGGAAUAAUAUGUUAAAGUUGUGGUAUUUUAUGUAUGAUUAUAGACAAUAUUAGCUUUGUUGUAUGUGAGACUUAUCAUAGUUGUAACUAUUUAAGAACUUUUUAUAUGUUUGGUUUUGCCAAUAUUAUGAACUUUGAUUUAUGUAUAAUUAUUAUUUGAUCUAGGGAAAACUAUGGUUUUUAUCUAUCGAUUAAUGUAUAUCGCGUUAUUAUUCAA
Messenger RNA from Capsicum annuum, 1719 nucleotides. Its product is annotated as bZIP transcription factor RISBZ4. Bases 455 to 1510 code for a protein of 351 amino acids. The record is from RefSeq and is a predicted model, not a curated record. Gene Ontology annotation, biological process: regulation of DNA-templated transcription. Gene Ontology annotation, molecular function: DNA-binding transcription factor activity. The transcript has 6 exons. Lineage: Eukaryota; Viridiplantae; Streptophyta; Magnoliopsida; Solanales; Solanaceae.